Lachancea nothofagi CBS 11611 is the source of this 1740-nucleotide messenger RNA. NCBI's taxonomy places the organism in Eukaryota, Fungi, Ascomycota, Saccharomycetes, Saccharomycetales, Saccharomycetaceae. The record is from the annotation of a GenBank genome assembly.
AUGCCUAAGUGUAAGGUCUGUGGUGGUGUUAACUUCAUCAAAGAUAUUGCAAAUGCCAACAACGAUACCGUCUGCCAAGACUGUGGUACAGUUUCCGAGGACAAUCCUAUAGUAUCGGAGGUCACGUUUGGGGAGUCAAGUUCCGGAGCAGCAGUCGUCCACGGGAGCUACGUGGGUGCUGGACAAUCUCAUGCAGCUUUUGGGCCCGGGAGAGGCUCUUCAGCUCUUGAAUCUCGCGAAGCAACCAUCAAUAACGCCAGGAGGAAGCUAAGGGCUGUGUCUCAUGCUCUUGGAAUCCAGGACUAUGUGACUGAAGCAGCUACGCAAUGGUAUACUUUGGCGCUAGCUAACAACUUUGUUCAAGGUCGUCGAUCCCAGAAUGUGAUAGCGGCGUGUUUGUACAUUGCUUGCAGGAAAGAAAAGACGCACCAUAUGCUGAUAGAUUUUUCAUCGCGGUUGCAAGUUUCCGUUUACUCGAUUGGCGCGACUUUCUUAAAAAUGGUCAAGAUUCUUCAUAUUACAAACCUACCGUUGACAGAUCCAUCGCUGUUUAUUCAGCAUUUCGCCGAGAAGUUAGAUCUGGGUGAUAAGAAAAUAAAAGUCGUAAAGGACGCGGUAAAGCUCGCUCAACGGAUGGCCCGAGACUGGAUGUAUGAGGGUCGUCGUCCCGCUGGUAUUGCAGGUGCUUGCUUACUUUUGGCGUGCAGAAUGAACAACCUGCGCAGGACCCACUCAGAAGUCGUGGCUGUCUCACAUGUUGCCGAGGAGACUUUACAACAGCGAUUAAAUGAAUUUAAAAAUACCAAGUCUGGGAAGUUAUCCAUCAACGAAUUUAGAGACGAUGAAGAUGCUGCACAAGGUACAGAAUCGCAACCUCCUUCGUUUCAACGGAACAGAGUAAAGGAAAAGAAGCUGCGCCAGAGGAUAAUUGAAAAUGAGUUUGAGACCAGUGACGAAGCCCUCACAAGAAACCCGAUUCUGUCUCAAGUACUGGGUGCCCAGGAACUGUCGUCGAGGGAAGUACUAUAUUAUCUAAAACAGUUUUCUCAAAGAAGAGAGAAGAGCGCUCAAAGAUUAAAGGCCACUAACGGUAUUGAUGGUACAGAUCUUUAUGGGCAAGACCAAAACGCAAAAUCGACUUCCGAGAAUUCAGAUGCGGGAGAAGAUGAAAACGAUGACCUCAAAGGAAACCAAGGACCCCAAAAUGCUUCUGACCGACCUUCCAACGAUGUUUCGCGGUUUCAGGAUGCAAUUGACGGUUACUCUAUCGAAUCAGAUCCGCAUCGUCCACGAAACCUGCAUUUGUUGCCAACAACGUCUUCUCUAUUGUCAAAAAUCGCAGACGAUCCAGAAGACCUCCAGGAUGUAGACGAUGAGGAGCUGGACUCCCAGUUGUUGGAUGAAGAGGCCUCGAAGCUCAAGGAACGCAUUUGGAUUGGUAUUAAUGGUGACUUUUUGCUAGAACAAGAAUCCAACCGGCUUAAGCAGGAGGCUGAUCUAGCCUCCGGAAACGCCUCCGCCAAGAAGCGCGGCGGCCCUCGGCGCAAGAAGAAGCCUGCGUCGGAUGCAGACGGAAUUUUGGCUGAUCUUAAAGAUGAUUCUGGUUUACAGGCUGCUUUGAGACUGGCUGAAGACAGCGGAGAUCUGACAACGGCAGACAAUGUCAAGAAUAUGAUCCAGAAGUCCAGCUUUUCUAAAAAGAUCAAUUACAAUGCCAUCGAUGGACUUUUCGGUGGCUAA